Messenger RNA from Aspergillus uvarum CBS 121591, 1446 nucleotides. RefSeq names its product AAT family amino acid transporter, variant. The coding region runs from base 1 to 1446 and encodes 481 amino acids. The transcript is spliced from 7 exons. Gene Ontology annotation, molecular function: amino acid transmembrane transporter activity. The record is from RefSeq and is a predicted model, not a curated record. Gene Ontology annotation, cellular component: membrane. Gene Ontology annotation, biological process: amino acid transmembrane transport. NCBI's taxonomy places the organism in Eukaryota, Fungi, Ascomycota, Eurotiomycetes, Eurotiales, Aspergillaceae.
AUGGUACCGCCCAAGUCGGACGUGCAAGAAGGUCAGUUGGUCAGCUUUGCUGAUUCCGGUCUCAAACGAGAGCUGUCCGAGCGGCAGAUAUCCAUGCUCUCCCUGGCCAGCAUCAUCGGAGGACCGGCUUUCUACCUGAUCGGAUAUGUGAUCCAUCUCUCUGGUCCUAUUGGAACCUUGCUGGCCUUCUGCCUCGUUGGGUUCAUUGUUUGGGCUCUAAUGCAAAGCCUCGGCGAGGUGACAACCAUGUUCCCGAUUGCAGGAGGCUUCAUUGAGCAUGCGACGCGCUUUGUCGAUCCGUCAUUUGGCUUCGCCCUGGCUUGGAUCUAUUAUCUGAUGUGGUGCGUCUUGCUGGCGACCGAGUGGAGUGGGGCGAUCCUCGUCCUCAACUACUGGAUAACCCCGGAGCAGAUGCCCAUCUGGGGCUGGUGCCUGGUCUUUUUCGGCUUUUUCACGGUGUUGACCAACUGUGGGGUCGUGGUCUACGGUGAAAUCGAGUAUUGGCUUGGGUGGGCCAAGCUCUUCGCUAUCUUUGCCUGCUUUUUCGUUUCGUUCCUCGUCAACGUGGGUGCCUUUGGUAACGGAUACGUUGGGUUUCGAUACUGGACGCCGCCGAACGGACCUUUCCAAGGGGGGAUAGGCGGAUUCGCACAGAGCUUGGUCACAGGAGCCGCGUUCUAUGUGGGCACCGAGAUCCUCUCCCUCGCCGCCGCAGAAACGCAGCAGCCCCAGCGGGCGAUCCCCCGAGGCACUCGAAGUGUUGUGAUCCGCAUCUGUGUCGUCUUCAUUGGCCUGGCAUUCUGGCAGUCGAUCAUCUGCCCUGCCACAUCUCCCCAGCUCCUGCAGGCCGAUUCCACUGUGGGCACAUCCCCUUUCACUAUCGCCUUCACGCAGGUCGGCUGGGUGUCGUCGGGAGACUUCAUCAAUGCCCUGUGUACCAUGGCCUUCAUUUCAGGGGUCAACGGCGCUGUCUAUGUGCAGUCGCGCGUUCUGUACUCCAUGGCGUUGACUGGACGUGCUCCAAGAGUCUUUGCGCGGUUGUCUAAAGCGAAAGUGCCGUAUGUGGCGAUUGUGGCGGCCAACAUGUGGGGUUUCCUGACACUCUUAAAUCUGGGAGGCUCGGCCGGGGCCAUCUAUUCCUACAUUGUGACGGUGGCCGGGUCCUGUGCGUAUAUCACCUGGGCCUGCAUUGUGUUCACUCACUUGCGCGUUCGCGGCGGUCUGGUUCGACAAGGAAUCGACCUCGACACGAUCCCAUUCCGGGCUGCGGGCAGCAUCUGGAUCUAUCGCUGCAAUUUUGUCCUAGUGAUCUUUCUCCUCCUGAUUUCCGGCUACACAACCCUGGUACCCUUUGACCGAGCGGGGUUUGUCUCGUCUUACAUAUCCAUACCGACCUUUUUCAUUUGUUACUUGGGGCACAAGCUUUAUCACCGAUCCCAGUGGUAA